Thelazia callipaeda (thelaziosis nematode) is the source of this 1041-nucleotide messenger RNA. Lineage: Eukaryota; Metazoa; Nematoda; Chromadorea; Rhabditida; Thelaziidae. The record is from the annotation of a GenBank genome assembly.
GGAUUAGAUACUCAAGCACCCAUUACUAUGGGGGAUGAUGAAGAUGAUCAUGACCAUACAGGUCAGCAUGGAAAAUAUCCAUCAGUUGGUGACAGGGAUGCACAUGAUAAGCCAAAGUAUAAACGGCAAGAAUUUAUGAGGCCCAAAUACGGUGCAGUGAACUUCGACGUGAUUGACACCGUAAACGCAAGGUUAGCUGCUGCGGUUGCUUCGGCUGGUGGUACCAAUGAUAUAUUCAGUAAAUUAAAGAUUGAAACCUCACUUGACAAUGAUAACAAGAAAAUUGGCGAAGUGGAAGGAACAUUCCAAGUACCAACAGAUAUUGCCAAAAAACAAAAUGGUACUCAAGAACACGUAAAGUCAUCACAUCAUAAGCGUCAUAAGACUGUUCCACCCAAUAUCGCGGAAAAAAAUUCAAAAAAUAAUCACUCAUUAACUCUUUCGAGCGGGAAACGGUAUAGCAAAAAAGUAAGUCGCGCAACAUCAACAGUUGAGCAAACGUAUGCACAAGCGGAUACAAAUACAGGCGCAAAUAGUCAGCUGAAAGCGGCAACAAUUGCAAGUCGAUGUCAAGGUUCAUUCGACGAUGUUUUUGCUGACGGAGAAGAGCUGCAAAAUGUGAGCAAUAGACAAACUGAAAAAUCAGACAAUAACGCUACACGACCGAGCAUACAUUGUGGUAAUACAAACAGCAAAGGAGUGCCCAACGUAGCGAAUUCUUCAGCAUCCCACGUUCCUUCAUACAAUAUUCGCUUGUUUACAGCGGCAUCAACUUCAGGACCAGCUGUAACUUCACAAACUGCGCCUGCAGUAUCAGUAUCAAGUCAAAAUCCAGUAACUCCAAGUGUAGCCCGCACUCUGUUUACUGCUCCACAAGCUACUUCCGUGCCAAAAACAAACUUUCGUCCCGGCCUACACGCAAUGGUACCAACUAGUAGCGCUGUGCAAACAGCUUCCACGUCACUCAUGAUGCAUUUUAAAAAUCUUGUAAAUGUAAGUUUAAAUUCUCUCAGAAUCCAUCACAAAAUAAUUGAAUUAUGA